AUGGCGGACUCACCUGCAAUUAGCAGCUCUCAAUCCGAACAAGUCUUACCUGAGAAAAAGAACAAUGGAAGCGGAGACAGGAAGAAUCAUGAUAGGGAAAGAUCCAUCAGUGUCGUGGGCACCGCAGCGAGAGCAAAACUCGCACAAUUAAUACAACUGGCCAGUGAGGCACAAGCCGAAGGCGAAACCGAUUACAAAAAAGUGGUAGAUACCGUGUUUGACUCGGUAGGACAUUAUUUUUUUAAAUUUGUUCCCUAAAUAUUCUCUUUAUUUUACAAGAUCAGCAUUAUAUGCGUUCUAUUUUCAAUUGCAAGGUAAUUUUUUUGGUUCAUUUAAUUCGUCGAACUUGAGGUGAUAUUGGAUUAUAAAGUUUAGGGAAGGAGGAAAUACAUUUCCGGAUUGGCUGCGCGCGCGAAUCAUGUUGAUUACAUGUCAUUUUCUAUUUCCUACAAAAUAUUAUUUUUAACCUUUGUGUUACAACAGCUCGUUGGUGGAGUUUUUGAUCUGGAAGCGCGGUUCACCAUCAAAGACUCAUCGGAUCUUGUCAUAUUAUUGGAGCUGUUAGGCCACUGCAAUGUCUCGUUAAAGGUGCGUGAUUUUUCCAAAACUCUGAUGUAUCUUUCACUGAGCCAUCUUGCAAAAAACCCAGAUUUUCCCACCCAAAAAAUAACAAACUUACAGUACCUCUUGAAAGCUCUUACGAGCAAAGCUGUAUGUUUAUUAUUUCGCACUUUAGGAUUUCAUUAUUAAAAGAUCCAACCGUACAGAUCUAUAGUUAUAUUGGCAUCAGUGGUCUUUUAACAAAAUCCAGUCUUUCUAUGACUAUUUCACACGAUUUUCAAGUCAUCGGAUUAGCUGAUAGUGAUAGUUUUUGAUGGGUAACUUUCAUUGUCAAGGGUACAAGACUCAGUAAGAAAUAUCUUUCUCUCGUGGAGUCCACAGGAUAGCGCACUGUAAUCUGAGCUUAAUGUUUAUUGUUCUGUAAGCUUAAUAUUACUGGAAGUAGACACUGCAGGUGUUAUUAACAAUAUCAUUGACUUUUCUUGAGAAAUUUUAGAUUUAAUUUAUUUAUCAUUCUAGGUAAAAAGGUGUCUAUUUGUAUUUUCACAAAUCUUACUUUAUCUUGCAUAUGAUUAUUUUUAUAGAAUGUGCAGAAUAGAAAUAAUAAUAAAUAAACAAAUAGAUCAUCUUUAUACUUAAAAUUAAAAUGUGCCUGGUUAGACCAUAUCAGACAUUGCAUGCAUGUAAAUUGAGAUAUCAAAAGUCAAAAUCAAACUAUGAAUAAGUAAAAGAAUAAUGUUUAUUUUUUUUUUUAAAAGUAUGGUUUGUAAAAAAAAUUUUGUUGCCUUAAAGUGUAAUUAAAAAUGAAGAGUGUGUGUGAAAAUGCCAACCCAUUAUUAUAAAAGCCCUUACUUAUGACAGUCUUGAAUUGUUAUGGAAAGGUAAAAAUAUUAGAGACUAAAGGGUUUCUUUGUUAAAGAAAUUAACUUUUGUUAGAUGUUAAGGUUUGAAUGCAGUUGAUAAAUUAAACAAAAAAUAGGCCUUGAUUUGCAGACGGAGGAUUUAAUGGGUAAGACCUGCUUAAGGCACUUUCAAAGUUCUUAGCUAAAGUUGCAGUUUUUUCCUUUUUUAGGAAAACAACCUAAGGAUAGUACAUGCAGAGUGCCUCAGAAAUUAUGGAGCUAAAAUAUUUUUGUUUAUUUUUUUAAAAAGGCAAAUUGAUUCUGUACAUAAACAGGCAUGACCAAAAUAUAGGGACACAAAGACUGUCAUGAUUCUAUAGGUAGCAAUAUUUGGGCAGAAUACCUUAAACCAGGCAUUUAGUUAUUUUCAAUGCAGCAGUGACAUUGAAUCCUUUUAUUAUAUGGCUAAGCCUGUUUUCACCCUGCGAUUGGUCAAUUUGCAGUCCAUAACUUACUGUACAGACCAAAAUAAAUGCAGUUGUUCAUUUUGCUCUCUAAAUCGUUAUCCGCAAAAAAAGGGUAGAAAACUAUCAAAAACUGUCUGUUAACCCUAACAACCUAGCCGCGGCCUAGGCUGGAUAGCGCUAUCCACUGGAUAAAUUUACCGGCACCCAUUGGAUAGUGCAAUAAUAUUAGUUUCCCUAAUACUUAUCCACUGGAUAGUGAUUUAUCCGGUGGAUAGUGCUAUUCAAUGUUUGAAUAAGCGGGGCCUGGAAGUUAACAUCGUCCUGCCAAAUUUUGACCUAAAUGUAUUUGAGAAAGAAGCGGAUGGAGAAGUUAAUUAUAGUGGAGAAGAAUAUUCUAGCCAAGAAAUUGACAACUUCAUCCAAAGCCAAAAAUUGAAAAACAGAGUCAAGAAAACUAAACUAGACUGGCAGAGAUUCUACACCUAUUGCCAAAGAAAACUGAGUGGUUCUUUUGGUAUAACAAACAUACCUUUUCCUGAUCUUAACGAGAACCUCUGCAUUUUUUUCAAAGACCUGAAAAAAAAUGAUGGCAGUGACUAUGAGCCUGACUUGGUCUCCAUUUUUUUAAAAGAGCAUCCAGCGUCACAUUACUUAGCAAAAACUUCCUUUUAACAUCUUCAUAAGGAGCGUUUUGGCCGCCAAGAGAAAGAGUUUAGUUAAGCAAGGACGUGGAAACAACCCGAAUGCUGGCUGUGAGUUGAUGGAUGAAGAAGGAGGGAAGCUAAUUUGGAAAUCACAACCAGCACGCAUUGCAGCACCCUCUAGUGGUUUGCUUCAGAGCUAGAGAUGAAAGCAGAAAGUUGUAUUGGGGAGAUAUAGUGCUCGACGUGGAUGCAGAGAUUGGCCUUGUAGUGCUAAUUUGGACCGUUGAAAGGAAAACAAGGUCUCAAUAGUGCUCAUCACAUCAAUUCUGUCUUAAAGCUUUUGCCACUGGCACCAACAAAUGACCUGCUCUUUAUAACAAGUUGUUUAGGGACCACUGUCUGCAGAAAUCCAACAGCCCAGAGUUGCCAUUCUAUCUACCUGCAGUUAACCACCAAACCUGGUGCCAAAGACAACAUGGAACAAGUGCUCAACACCCGCCAAAAAUGAAAUCGGGAAAUUCAUGUCCACAGCAGCAAAAACUGCUGGUUUAGCCGCUCAAAACAGGAAGAUGAAUCAUUCCAUCAGUAAAAUGUCAGUUUCUUGUCUGCUUGAUACUGGUGUGCCAGGAAAUUUUGUGAUGCAACUAAGUGGCCACAAAAAUAUGCAAAGUUUGAGUUUGUACGAAUCAGCUACCCUCACACGCCAGCAGCAUAAUGUCUGAUACUUUGAGCCAAAGAUCGAUGAGUAAUAAUGGCGCCACGUCAAUUCUCGAAGAAAUCUUUCGCAGAUCAUUGUUUUCUGCUGAGAGCCAGACGAGGUCAAGUCCAAAUCCCCCUGCUGAAUUCUGUCAAGGCCAAAGCUUUUUGGCAGGAGUAACAAUGAACAACUGUGUUUUUAACAUCAUUCCAUCAAGCUCUGCAAAGCACCCAUGUAUUGAUGAUCAGGAGUAGAGGCUGCUUUUUUUUCAACUGUGGACUGCAGCAAAGUUUGGUCUUUUCCCUUUUUUGUACACUUAAAGAACUCUUAGUUUUGAUAAAAUUUUUAUCAUGGCUCAUUUGCAUUUUGAUUUUACAUUCAAAGCCCUUGUGAUGUGCUAUUGUCUUGUGAAGCCAAUAAAAACUUUCUUUUGGAAUUUCUGACGCCUGUCAAAUGACUGUCAAAUUGCUUGUCCUGCACAAAUUUCUUGUCCCCCCAAACAGGAAGCUAUAUAAUGAACAUCUUUAGCUAAGUAUAUAAACAGUCUUAAUAUCUUUGACUCUUUCUUUUUUUUAAUCAGCCCUACAUACAUGUAUAUAACCGACAUGACAACAUAUUUCAGACCUGUCACUGAGACCUCAAAUUGAAGGGUAAAUACACCAAAUAGAGAGGGAAUGAGACAAUUAGGGUAUUAAAGUAGCUUAGGGUCACAUUCAUAGUUGCCAGGGAAAAUCCCUGGCCACCAGCCAUUAAUAAAAGCCCUGUAUUUCCACAUAUAUAUUUGUUGGAAAGUACUUUGCAUGGGUACUGGUAUCAAUUUUUCCCCCAUACCUCUUUGAUUUUCGCCUGCUUGUUGUAUUUACCAAGAAGGCAACUUGAAAUCUUAGUGACAGCCCAGAGUCCAGUCUUCUUUAAAAUGUUCUUUUUUUCAUAAACAGGUUCAAAUUCUAGGAUUGCUCAUUGCAAUUUUAAGAAAGAGCAUUCCUAAUUUGCAAGCAGCCACUAAAAUUGGUUUGAUUGAGAGGGUACUAUGCCGACUAACACAGGAGAGGGAAGUUGUUGCUGGUAAGGAAAUGUAACUGUUAAAUAUUUCACUGUUCUCCCAAAAAGUCAUCUCCUUAUAUGUAUUUUGAGGUUGACAAAUCUGCGAGCUGGGUAUGUUCCACUAAAGGUAUGGCAUAAUAAUUCUUUGAAAAAUGGCCAGGGAAAGUUAUUAUUAAUCUUUGUAUGUUGGAGGGGAUUCAAGGAAGGGUGCAAGGGUGUAGGUUCUGGAAAACCUGCAGAGUCUUGCAAUUCUCAGUAAAGUUAUGUAACAAUUUAUUUUAAGGAAACAAUAUAAUGAUUUUGUCAGUGGACAUACAGGUGCAUGUACCGUAGUCAUUUUUUAUGAAUAUUAACAAUAGAAAGGCUCACUUGUUUGUUUAGUUUUCACAGUUAAUACAGUUUAUCAUGUAAUCAGGGCUAUCAGUGGGGGCCAGACACUGGAAGCUCUCUUAACAUACACUCUCACAAGUGGACAGCUCUAGUUGUAGUAGUAGUCUAUCAUGAUAAGAGGGCUGUCAUUAAGAGCCGGGGCCGGGGAUUCCCCCUGGCUAUUAUGAAUGUGGCCGCUUAUACUUUCAUAGAAGAAUAGAAGAAAAAUAGAAGCAAAAGAAAGCCCUAGCUGUUUCAUUCCCUGGCCACUUGUUGUAUUUACCUGGCAAUUUGAAAUCUUAGCGACAUCUCUGUGAUACUGGAUAAAGAUGGUUUUCUUCACCUUUCUUCUAGACAAACUUGUGGAACUUUUAGGAAUCUUGUCUGGUUACAGCAUCACUGUUAAAGAACUCAAGACACUGUUGGCCACUUUGAAGGGUGUGAAUGGAAAAUGGGUGAGUUUACAGAAAAAGUUUAUGUCUGACUGGCUUUACAGUGGGUAGCAAGGUAGAUUGAGUAAAGUUGGGUGAAACCCACUUAGGGGCUGGGGUGAGUCAGCGAAGUUGAGCCUGUAAGCAUUGUUUCCAAUACCUCAUUCUGGGUCAAUUUUGGCAGUUUUCAUUAACACUUAUGUCAGACACUUGGCUUUGCGCAUGCAGACUCAAACACACCGCACAUUUUGACAUUAGCCAUUUUGACAUGAGAAACUUUUUCUGGAAGUGGGUAGAGUGGUGGGCAGACUGAGAUUUUAAAAAGAUAGUUCAAGCUCUCCUUUUCUCUCUCUAUGCUGUUUUCUCACUUGCUUGCUUGCUCUUUUGCUGCUUGCCCACUUUUUUCAUUUGUCUGCACUGACUGAGAGCCUAGCUGGCAGUCACAGGCUAUCCUGCUGAAGCUUGAGCUUAUGAACCUCUGAUUGUUAAUCCCUAUAGUUGAUCUUCACUAUACCACACAAGACAAAUAAGUUGCAAGUUCACUGAUUUUUCUUUAAAGUAUUUCUUAAAUUACUUUGAUGUGUUUCAGUUGCAGACUUGCCAUAAUCUUAAUAGUAUUGCAUGGGUGUUUUUAAAUAUUUUUCAUGAUUUUUAUCUGUGAUUAAUAACAAUUUUGUUGUUACUUAGGAACUGGUAGUGUAAUUAAAGUUCGUAAAUGAAUGCAAAGUUAUAAAUAAUUCCUAAGUAAUUUUUGUCCUUGUUUACAGCCUUGUCAUACAGUAAAGUUGUUGACAGUGUUAAAACUGAUGUUGGAGAAGAACGGGCCCGAUGUCUAUUUCAGCUUUUCAGGAAAAGAGGGCGGGGUGAGUUGUUGCCAUUACAAGCUCUCUAUAGUACUGAACCCUCACAGUGUGGGCCAUUGUUUAAGUCACAGGUUGGUCUGGAGGAAUUUUAGAAUGUUCCAUCGCAGGAUUAUAUUUUCCCACACACUUACUGCUUUUUCUAGAACUGCUGAAAGGAUACUGCUGACUAAGGGCAUUAAUUACCUACCAAAAGUCAGAACUGGCUGACCAGACUAGUAGCUAUUUUGAACAUGAAAUAGGCAUUUUUUUACAAGAGAUUUCACUUUAAACCCAUCACUGCAAUGCAUACUAUUCAGUGGCAGAUCUACAUGUAGGGUAGUAGUCUAGCCCCCACCUUAUUUGUAGGCCAAGCUGAGGCCCUUGAGGGUCCCAAAGAAUAUUUUCAAGGCUGGGCCUCCCUUGGCCUCUUAUAUUAGGGACUGGAUGAGUUAACCCCCCUCUCCCUCUGUUACUAAAAGUUUUGAAUCAGCCAGUGCUAUUUAGUAACAGCCUAAUCUGUGGCUGGACAGUUUAAAUUUCACCAAUGGUAAACACCCAGCCUCUUUGUUAAUGUUGUCUCUGCUAUUUUGUGCUUCAUUUGGUAAAGUUAAUAUUUUUUUGCAGGCCAUCACAUUACCACCCAUUUCCAAAUGGCCUCUUCAGUCAGGUUUUACCUUUUCAACAUGGCUGUGUCUUGACACGUCACAUCUUGCAAAUGCAGAAAAGUGCAAACCCCACUUGUAUUGGUAAGUUGAUCAUAAGCUUAGUAGCAGUAGGCAUGCCUCAAUCACAUAGAGCCAUGAAAUAGUAUCACUGAGGGUCAUGUCUGAGAACAGCAUUUAGGCAAGACUGAUCCGUCAGUUUGGGUCCCAGUCUACAAGCUAUACCCUCUCUCUUCAUUGGUACAUUAUUAUAGUACAAUAAUAGUAGGCUUAAGUCAACCACUGGCUAAUAGUAAAGAAUAGAAAUCUAAACUUGCUUCAAUGACUCAAUACAGGACUCUCUGAUGAGUGGAAAACUUGACUUUGUAUUUUCUUAAAAGAAACUAGUAUAAACUGUUACUAAAGGUAUGGAAAAAUGGGCAACAAAAAAUGUGCAACUUGUUUUGCAACAUUGCAGCAAAAUGAGUUGAAUAGUGAUGUUGCGCAUUUUACCACCCACAUCAAACCUGUCUUGCAACAAAUCAGGUUGUUAACAGGUUUGAACGUGGGUGGUAAAAUGCGCAACAUCGCUAUCAAAUGUUGCAAAACAAGUUGCACAUUUUUUGUUACCCAUUUUUCUGUACCUUAAGAGAGAGUUCUUUUUUAAUAAUGUUUGGUACAAUUUUUUGUUGUUGCAGCUUUCGGACGGGGAAAGGGCUUGGUUAUUCUGCUCAUUUCUCCGGUCCCAUGCUGGUCUUGGAAAGUGCUGUAAAGACUGGCAAACGUGAAAAUAAAGUCCUUCAUCAUCUGGUCAAGUUUGAGUUUCACCCUCAAAAGGUUACAUAUAAUAGUCCAGUUUCGAAUUAAACAUUACUGCUGAAUACAAACAUUUACAACACAUUCAUACAGAGUUAGCCUCAACAUAAAGUAAAAUAUUCAGAAAUUCUGGCAAGUAAGUGUUUGAAAUUUGAAUAUACACAAUAGACAGAGUAAUAAACAGGUCUUUUUCAUAGCUCUAAAGUUUUAUUUGUUACAACCCACAAGUGAACUGAAUAAUAAGCAGUGAAUUUGUUGAACGUCCAGUUUGGUUGUUACGAAUUUUUUUUUACUUCUUAUCCAAAUCUCUUGCACUUUUUUGGUUUAACUGCCUUAUUUUUUACCCCCUCUUUUGCAUUAAUUUCCAUUAUUUGAAAGUUGUUUUCCACUAAAUUUGCUUUAAUUUAAGUUGCAUUGAUUUCCAAUACCUUAAUUUCACAGAGCGUUAAUUUCCUAUAAUAAGGUAAUUCCAACCUUUGAAAGAAACUUACCUCUGUUAAUACAAAUAAAUCCCAAUUAUGUGAAUUAAUCCUCUAUCCUUUUAUGCCUGAUAGUGACCUAAGAAAAAUUUCACAAUAAAAUUCCACUUCUUCUUCUUAAAUUCUCUGUCAAAGAGUUUUCAUUUGUAACACAGUAGUAUUUUGUCCACAGAUUUUUUUAGUUAGCGUGACAAAUAAACUCAUCAAAACACUUGAAAGGUUUAAUACAUGAUAAAGUGUUUUACUUUUUCAGUGGUACAUGGUGACAGUUGUACAUGUGUACAACAGAUUUCAUUCCAGUGAGAUCCAUUGCUUUGUUAAUGGUAAAGUAGUUUCUACAGGAGAGACAACUCUGGUCCAUGCUAAUGAGGUAAAUAUUAUUUAUUCUUUUAUUUGUCAGUAGCAAAAUUUCCUUGGAUCACUGAUGCAUAUCAGAUAGAGAACACGUAUUCACCUUAGGUGAUUCCAUCAGAUUUUUUUCACUUUUGUAACAAUAAGGCAUUUUCUCCGACUCCAUAAGAAGUAAAUUUCCUUUUGUAUGGAAAGAAUUGUUUUGAGACUGCAUGGGAGUAUCCUUUUCCCCUGGUACUUUUAAUGGACAACCAUUGAAAUGGUACAGAUGAAGACAUAAUUAUGGCCAUCAGUACAUUUAAACCUAUGCAAAAGAACAAAAAAAACAUAUCAAGACCUCCUAACAUUGGUGAGUUAUUUUUACAUUAUAUGUGUACUCUGAUUAUUUCGUGAACCCAGCCUCAUCUGCUGUCAUUUCAAAUUCAAUUUCCUCAUCAUCUUGCAAGUUUGUGGUUGUAGGUCUUUUUUGUAUCUAAAUGACCAGAUUUUAAAAUCUAACUUAGUGUUAGUCAACUGCUGUAAUGUAUAUAUUUUCGGUUUCACUUACAUUGUAAAAGAUACAGUGCCUCCACAUACCCUUUAUUACCAGUAAAAGUUUGAAGUCCUGGUGCUAUUUUCAUUGCUCCUGAUGCAUUAACUCAUUAGUUGUAGAGUAUAGCUAUGACUGGUUUUAAGAGAAACAAACAUUUUCCACAGCCAUUUGACAAGUGCUACAUAGGCUCAUCCCCAAAGGCUGACGAGUCCACUGUGUUCUGUGGACAAAUGGCUGCCGUUUAUCUGUUCUCAGAGGCAUUAAGUGCACAGACAGUGGGUGCCAUUCAUCGACUGGGGCCCGGAUACAAGGUAAAUGGGGCUUUUUAAACAGGGACAAUAAAAUUAAUGACAGUGCUUAGGAAGAGGCCAAUUUUGUCAAAAUUGGUAAAUAAUGGCUGAAGAAGUAAUAUUUAGGGACAGCUUUUAAAUUUCGAGUACGAUGCAGUAGUUACCACUUGGCAAUGUUAACAAAAGGGGAAAAACUAUGGUUAUCUCUUCCUUGGAGGAAAAUGCGAAGGAGUCAAUUCUCGGUGUUACAUCAUACUUUAAAAGUCUUGUAAAAUUAAAAUUAUGCAUAGCUCUUUUGAGCGAAAAGCCCGGUGCCAGGUUGUUCGAAGCUGGGUUAAGAUAACCCAGGGUUAGUGCGAAAUUUGAACUCAAAUAUGAGAGCUUAUUUAAAGCAAAUUCAGCUUAAUUCACUUUGCCUUUAAUUUGAUGAUUGGAUACUCUAAAGUGAAUAGAUAAAAUUAUGCGAUAGAGUGCUUUUGAUAGAAAGAAAAAGAAUCCAGGGUUAAAAUUUAACCCCAGGUUAGUGCUAACCGGCGUUCGGACAACUGGGCCCAGGACAGUUAAAACUUAACAGAUCCAAAAGGCUAUGAAAUGUGACAUGUUUUUUGUUUUAUCUUAGAGCCAAUUUAAGUUUCCUGCAGAAAUUGAUACUCCUCUGUGGGAGCAAGACAGGAAGGUAUUAAAGUCUUAGUCAUCAUCAUUGUCAUUGUUUUGGUACAAUGUAAUUUAAUGUAAUAAUUGAUGUACUUAGUGAAGCGCGUUUCUUCUGUAGGCUCUAACUAUGUGCACAGAUAAAACCAAGUCACUUCCAGCUACUUUCUGGAAAUGAAAAGUAGCUGGCUGCUUAUUUAUAAGGGAUCGUUAGCAGUGGAAACUUAACACUUAUUAUUGAAGGUUGAUGCUGAUCACUGUGGCUAGGAGGAUAGCAGAAAGAAAGAAAGAACGAACGAACAACAACCAACAAACACAAUUUUUAUUACUGAUGCAGUAAAUCAGACUGUAAUUAAUACACUUUGAUCAUUGAGGCAAUCAGUGGUGUGAAAUUCAAUGUCAUCAUAAACUCUCUGGGACUACAAUCGUUGAAAAAAUGAAAAACAUGCUCUGUACAUAGGUAAAAGGAGCAAAAGGGAACAAAGAAUUACCUGUACGGUGUACAUGGAGAUGGAUCUGCUUAUUGAGGCAAAAAACUCCUACAAUUUUCUCCUUAAUCCAUUAAAAAAAAAGAAGAACCGCGGCAGUAUUAGCUCAGUCGGUAGAGCGCUUCACUGCAGAGCAGGAUGCCGCGAGUUAGCCUUCCCCGCAGACAUUCUUCGGCGUGCGUCACGCGUUCCUUCCCCACGAAGGAACGCGUGACGCACGCCUAAGAAUGUCUGCGGGGGAGGCUAGCCGCGAGUUCGAUUCCUGGGGCUGGACCAGUACUCAGGGUCUUAAAAUAACUGAGAAAUGAAGGUACUCCCUUUGCACUGCAAGCGGCUAGACCUCGCGUGGGUCGGAGGACCACCAGUAAAAUGGUGGUAUUUUCUCCAGUAGGAGACGUAAAAAUAGUGUCCCCAGUUAGCACUUUCGUGCUAAAUACAUUGACACUUAAAUAAAGCGAACAAACAAACAAGCAAACAAACAAACAAACAACAACAAGGUGUGUAUAUUGAAAAUGCACCAGAGUGCAGUUACAUGUGUUAUUAUUUAUAGUAAGUUAUAUGACAAAAUUUCUAGUAACUGAUGACCUAAUUUGCUUGAGAAAGAUAAGGAUUUUUGUUGUUUUGUUUAAAGCAUAUUGAAGUAGCCAUUAUGUAUUUUCAGGUGCUGUAUGAGGGUCACUUGUCAGCCUCUAUUAUGUUCAUGUACAGUCCUAAGGCUUGUGAUCAACAGCUUUGUCUUGAAGCUUCACCAACUGAGAAUCAUUCGUUCUUUUGUCAUUCACCACAUGCUCUAAUGCUGGAGGUAAGACAGAAC
This is a messenger RNA of Porites evermanni, 10959 nucleotides long. The record is from the annotation of a GenBank genome assembly. Lineage: Eukaryota; Metazoa; Cnidaria; Anthozoa; Scleractinia; Poritidae.